AGCCUCCCUGUCUGAAGGCUCGAAUGGUUUCGCUCCGUGGUCUCCCCGCCAUCAUGGAGUGACCUUCUCGCCAUGCGCGUCGUGCGCCUCCUCCCUCUGGCGGUCUCCGCGAGCGCGUUUGAACUACCAUUCGAGCUGCCAGAGCUGCCGUUCGUUGGAAAGCUGUCCAUCGAGAAAUGCGAUCUGUCCAAGUGCCAGGGCACCCUUGACGACUGCUGUGAGGCUGACGGCCAGGGAGCUUGUUCUGACGACUACACCCGUGUCCAGACCGAGGUGGAAUGUGGUCAAGGCCUCCUCGAGUAUGCGUGUUGCGACCCAGCGGCAAUCGGGAGGCAGAGUAUGGUCGAGCUCGGGGUUUACGUCCUGCUCCUCGUGUCCUUCUGUGGCUACGUGUGCGCAUUCUGCUGCUUCUGCUCUGGAGCAUGUUUGACAUGUGCUGCGCCAGAAGAUAUUACCUGCGCGGGAAGAAGCGCAGCGGCAGAGAGACCUCCACCCCCGGAAGAGGCUCGACGGUCUCGAGAAGUUCUUCCGCGAUCGGAGAGUUGUCCUACGGGUCGUCGACGCACACGGGGUCGUCCUCGCCCUAGCCCUGGCGGCGGCAGAGGCAUGUCUUCGGCGCGCUCCCGUGGCCUUCUGGUAUGCCCGCGCCUUCUCCUGCUCAGCGGCACCAAGGGCGCUGAUCUGCCCGGACAGUGCUUCAGACACCAGUCGGCGGCCCGCCCAAUGGGGAAGGGAGGGGGGGGGGCCAGCCUUCCAAAGCAGGUUAGACGACUUUUCGUAGAGUCCUCCCUGCUUUCCAGUCGUCGUCCUCGGGCUUUGGUUCGCAACGAGGCCUCUCACAAGCUGGCAAUUGGCACCCAGACCUAUGCGACCAACGGAUUUCUCGGGGUGGACUUCCAGUGGGGGCUAUGUGUGUGUGUGUGUGUGUUUGUGAUCCUGGAAUUUGUGUGUGUGUUUAUUUGCGUGCCCCUGGGCCCCUUCAACUCUAGUCCUCGCAGAUGGGGCCCCCAUCCACGCUGCCCACCCCCAGGCGUCCAGGCCCGCCCGCCCCGCGAGGCGGAGCGGCGCGCCAUUUCCGCUCGCAGAGGGCACGGCGUGCCGCCCAGGGCGCCGCAGCGGCACACGGAGCAGAAGUUCCCGACCACGGCUGCCCAGAGACGGAGGUUUUUCGCUAAUUUCGGCCCCCAAGGGCCCUCGCCGGGCCUCGGGACCGUUUCUUCAGGCCUCUGGCCCUGGCGAGGGCUGCCAGAGGCCGCAGUUAGAUAAGCACCUCCCGUCGUGUCUUUUUCAGGGCUCGAUGGGGCCUGGGCGCACCAAAAGGUGAACGCCAUCCCCGCGUGGCCGAGCCGCCUGGAUGUCUGGGGGGCGUGCUUGCCGGCGGGGAGCAGAUGCGCCGCCCCCAGGCGAGGGAAAGACUCCAGCGGGCACGCCCGGGCCCCGUGUUGAAAUAGUUCACCAAGGCUCGGGAUGUCUGGCGUCACGGGACGGACAGGCAGAGGGAGAGAGGAACGGGAUUUUUCAGACAAGGAUCUGAAGGUUCCCCGACUGACGGACCUCAUACUGGAAGUUGUGAGUCCGUCGCAGAUUUUCAGACUGAUAGACUGACGGCCCUUCGCAAGUCGCCCUGUUGGCGAAUCAUGUCGCAAACGUGCCACCGUAUCCCUCAUCGUCUUGAUCACAACGCUGUCCAUCUUGUCGUUGUUAACACGCAUGCCUCAAACCAUCGUCGUAUGUGUUGUAUCGUCGCUGAAUAUCUCUUUCAUUAUUUGCUACGAAGCGUCGAACAUGCCAGGUUAUAUGCUAUCCGAUGUUACGCUUCAAGAGCCGCGGAGCCGAUUGUGUGGGUCAUGUUGUCCGCUUCGUGCAUGGAGGCUUUGCGGUCAGGAUGUGGAGCAGUCGAGUCAUCGACGCAUGACAGCGUGGUCGAUUCCGCGGGCACUCGUGCGCAAGCUGCCGGA
Prorocentrum cordatum is the source of this 1958-nucleotide messenger RNA. NCBI's taxonomy places the organism in Eukaryota, Dinophyceae, Prorocentrales, Prorocentraceae. The record is from the annotation of a GenBank genome assembly.